AUGGAGCCGUCAAAGGCAAACGAGACGUCGGCGUCCAAGAUCCCGGACUUUAAUCAGAGGUACUCGCAGCGGCAAACUGUGCCUAUUGCGGGGGAACACCACGACGAUAUACCACCGCCCCCUUAUGAGCCGUCCGGGUAUACCCCCUCGGCAUCCGGACCCGCUCCCACCGUCUCCGCAGACAGCGCGAGGAGCUCGACUAGUUCUGUGAGGGACGAGGAUGCGGGGUUCCUGGGGAAUGAUCGGACGACGCAGCAGCAGACAAGCAUCGCCAGCAAGGACGACGACGACGACAGCAAGUGGGCGCAUACCAAGGACCAGCCGGGGUUUUUAUGCAGUGAUACCGGCGGGUGCAUUUAUUCGUCCAGGGACGGGUGUUGUUGGUCCGACCGCGGAGGCUGCAUUUUCUCUGACACGGAUGGAUGUUGUUGGUCUGCACACGGCGGCUGUUGCUGUUCUGAUCACGGGGGGUGUUGCUUUGCGAGUAAUGACGCGUGUUGUUGUAGCGGAUAUGCGCCGAGGCAUGCUCAUGGUCUACGGUGA
Messenger RNA from Colletotrichum truncatum, 543 nucleotides. The record is from RefSeq and is a predicted model, not a curated record. Lineage: Eukaryota; Fungi; Ascomycota; Sordariomycetes; Glomerellales; Glomerellaceae.